Molecule: messenger RNA, 2644 nt
Organism: Procambarus clarkii (red swamp crayfish)
Lineage: Eukaryota; Metazoa; Arthropoda; Malacostraca; Decapoda; Cambaridae
Product: beta-1,3-galactosyltransferase 5
Cellular component (GO): Golgi membrane
Molecular function (GO): hexosyltransferase activity
Source: RefSeq, a predicted model, not a curated record
ACAACAGCCACGUUCACAGUUGUGGCGCUGUGCUGCCAUCCAUACCGGGGAGGGAAUCGUCAGGGCAGAGCGCCAAGCCAUUAUCAAUACUGAGGAAUUUAGUUUUGAUUAUUGUUAAUGUGGCAUUUACAUCAUACCUGUGACUGACAACAGCAGCGGACUGUGCUCUCGCUUGGGCUUGCUUCUCAGUCUAGUGCUACUGAAAUAGUUUAAGACUUGAUUAAUGUAAUUUGGAGAGGUGAUUACUGUACAUACAACUGCAAGUGUAGAUGACUUCUCAACAUACAUACAAUACUAACUUUGAUUACACAAACAGGACUAGACAAAUGGAGAGAUCAAGACCAAAGAAUUGUGUCUUGCACUGCUUUGCAGUGGGAGCAUAACGUCAAAAUAUAUCACUGGACCAAAGACAAAAGUGUCAAACCAAGAUGGUAUAAAGUUAGGAGCAUGGUCAUGCGGCGUUGGUGUCGACUGAUUCGGGGAAUAGCCCUGGGGAUUUUGGCAGUAGCUGUGGUAAUGAUACUGUUAAAAGAACUAUGGCCUACAUAUGAUCCAAGACCUCCCACAACAAUACACCUGAGAAAUGCAUCAACUUUCUUAAACAGCUUGCAUCACAUGUCACUGGACCCAGUUAAAGUAAGAGAGAAGUGUAAAAGAAACGAGGUCGACGUGCUGCUUAUUGUACCAUCUUCUGUAGCUAAUCUAAAAGCAAGACAAGCAGUGCGUAGAAGCUGGGGUGCCCACUUGCCUUCUUCAUGGCAAUUAAUUUUCUAUAUUGGAGAAACAGCAGACAGUUUACUGCAGGACCAAGUGAGAGCAGAAGCAGAGAAGCAUGGAGACAUUGCUCAGGACUUGAGCUUCUAUGAUUCUUAUUCAAACCUCACUCUUAAAACACUUAGUCUUCUUAGUUGGACGCAAAGCUUCUGCAUGAAUGCCAGUUUCAUUCUCAAAAUUGAUGAUGAUAUUUUUCUUAAUGUGCAAAGACUAUACAGCUUAACAGUGUGUGUUAACGAGGCACGGAAAUAUAUGUAUAGUGAAAAAAAGAAAGACAACUCAUCCAGUUCUGAUGCACAGGAAAAAGUUACUCCAGCCCUGACCUUCUUGAAAACUUUCCCAAAGAACUUGUGUGAUGCCUUUACACCAUACCAAUACAUUAGUUAUUUUAUCAACUCUCAAACUCAUGAAUAUGAGUCUUAUUUAUUUGGAGGAUACUUAUAUAACAGGGUGAAAGCAGACAGAGACCCAUACUCAAAGUGGUACUUGGAUCCCAAGAUUUAUCCCAAUGAAUUUUUGCCACCUUUCUUGUCUGGCACUUCUUACAUAAUGACUUCAAACAUCAUCCGUCAUCUAAUAGAAGCAGCAAAAUUCAUACCCCUAAUAGAGUUGGAAGAUGUUUAUAUUUCUGGUCUUGUAGGCAACAAUGGAUUAAAAAUGAGAUUGAGUCACUUGGAUGGUUGGAAUGCCUUCCGUCCAAGAUGGGACAGCCCAUGCACUUAUCGUAAGCUCUUCACUUCACAUGGUCUCUCUCCUUCUGAGAUGUUGUCUAUAACCCAAGCACUUCAUAAUUUGAACCAUGGUGCCUGUGAUCAUUUUCUGGUUUAUAUUACUAAUGCUUUUGAUUCUAUAAUCUCUUAUAUUUUUCCUAGGCUACCAAGUAAAGAUAAUUAAUACUGUACACUAUACUGAACCCUCAAAGUGUGGCUAUCAUCAAAAUUGCCACCUUAACCAAAAAAAAAAUUAUCUCUUCCUUAUCUAAUACUAAAUGUGCAUUUCAUAUUACGAAAAAAGGACAUUUUUAUGCCUACCCAUAUUUUUUUUCCUGGGCAAUAGUGAACACUCCUAGUAUUAAUCAGUAUCACAUUGUAAUGGGAGCCAGGACCAAUAUUAUAUAUAUAUAUUUCAUCCCCCCCCUUGUUUUCUUAUAAUAUAAUGGAAAGCUUUAACAUUCUAUAUGAUUAGAAUUUUUAUAAUUUUUAGUUAACACUAACAUAGAAAUUUGAUCAAACCUAACCUAAUUAAGUCAGCAAUUCACAUGGUUUAUUCUAAUUAUUAUUAUUAUAUUAAUAAAUUUGGAAAGAAAUAUUUGAAAAUAACAAAAAAUCACUGCCUGUUAGGCAAAUUGGGCCUUGCCUACAUAGUGCAGUUAUGGCUGUCAGGUAUGACGCUAUUAUAUAUAUACAGCCCUCCGCCUUGGUGCUCCAAUUCACACUGAAUACAAGUGUACAGUACUUGCAACAGGGUGGAAGCAGACCAAUAUGGACUGCACGAGUUGCACUGCAGAAAAUCCAAGGACUGGCAUGCAAGACACAACAAGGUCAAUGACAUCAUCAAGAGGAGCCUUGCCUCAGCUCAGUGCCCAGCAGAGAGAGAACCUCGCAUCCUAGGGGACCAAAACCCAGAUGACCCUCUGCACUUUGCCUAGAUGGCAUCACAAUAUACCCCUGGAAGAGGGGCAGACAGCUGGUGUGGGAUUACACAUGUAUAUCCACCCCUGGUUGAUGCCUACAUAAGCACUUUGGUGAUCAAGCAGGUGGGGCGGCCAACCACAGGGAAACAGCAAAAUCAAUCAAGUACAGGUGACUGGAAGGUCAAUACAGCUUUGUUCCCAUAGCAUCUGAGAUGCCCCUGGGUAGGAGUGCCUUGG